GUGUUGACCAUCUCUGGGCCAUUUAGCUCAGAGCAUGUAGAGGUUGACUCUGAGCUCUGGCCAGGUCCCUGAGUCAGAUCUUGGAGAAACAGACACAAGAAGUCUUGACCUUCUGCACAUAGAGCUAAACAAUGGUGCAGGAAAGACAUUGCCAAGGUGGAGGGAAGGGAGUCUGCUGGUCCCUGAGAUUCUGGUCUGUCACUGUGAUUUCCGUCCUGCUCCUCAGCGCCUGUUUCAUCACCGGAUGUGUGGUGACUUACCAGUUUGCAAUGGACAAGCCUGAUACAAGACUGUCUGAACUUCAUGCACACCAUUCCAAUCCCACCUGCCUCAGUGAAGGGACAAGGGUGUCAGAAAAGAUGUGGGGAUGCUGCCCCAGUAACUGGAAGUCAUUUGGCUCCAGCUGCUACCUCAUUCCCACCAAGGAGAACAUCUGGAGCAUCAGUGAGCAGAAGUGCUUCGAGAUGGGGGCUCAUUUGGUGGUGAUCAACACGGAAGCCGAGCAGAACUUCAUCACCCAACAGCUGAAUAAGUCAGUUGUUUACUUCCUGGGGCUUUCUGAUCCACAAGGUAACGGCAAAUGGCAAUGGAUAGAUAACACUCCUUUCAGUAAAAGUGUCAGCUCUGUUCCACUCAACCUUAAACUCGACCUUUCAAGCAACCGCUGCGCACCCGUGGAGGAGUUACUUCCGUCUUGUGUUUCCUGCAGGUUCUGGCACCCAAAUGAGCCCAAUCUUCCCGAAGAGCGAUGCGCUUCGAUUGUUUACUGGCAUCCUAUGAAAUGGGGCUGGAAUGAUGUGUUCUGUGACAGUAAAUAUAAUUCAAUAUGUGAGAUGAGGAAGACUUACCUAUGAGCGGCGUUUUGUUCAUUUAUACCUUCUCUCGGCAUGUCCACGUGACCGUAGCCAUCCUUUUCCUAGAUGUUCCUUUUCACUGACGACAGGACAUGUCCUUCCUGUCUGUGACCGUCAGAGUUUUGUCAAUUGGAUACAACCUAGAGUCACCUGAGGGACCCCCAGCUAAGGAGGUGCCUCCGUCAGACUGACUUGUCUGUGGGGGCAUCUUCUUGAUUAAUGGUUGUUGUAGGAGGGUCCUGUGGGUGCUGGGUGGGUGGUCGUGGGUGAUGUCAGAAAGCAAGCGGAGAAACGCAUGGCAAGCAAGCCCGUAAGCCCCUUUGUCUCUGCCCGAGGCUCUGACUUCUUUCUACAAUGAAAUGUUGUUACUUGAAAGUAUAAGAUGAAAUAAACCAUUUUUUCCAA
Molecule: messenger RNA, 1259 nt
Organism: Mesocricetus auratus (golden hamster)
Lineage: Eukaryota; Metazoa; Chordata; Mammalia; Rodentia; Cricetidae
Product: C-type lectin domain family 6 member A
Exons: 6
Coding region: 132-854 (240 amino acids)
Biological process (GO): antifungal innate immune response
Cellular component (GO): external side of plasma membrane
Molecular function (GO): carbohydrate binding
Source: RefSeq, a predicted model, not a curated record